AUGGCCAGGGGCUUACCACUGGGAUACUUGAACCAAUUGGAACAAAGGCUGGCAGAGACCGAGUCAGCCCUUUACGGGGCUUUGAUGACCAUUCGUUCAAUGGGACAAGCAGAAGCAGUACAAACUACAACAAAGACGGAUAUUUCCCACAAACAUAAGGCAGCUCGCAUGGAAGAGUGGUCCCAGCUGCCCCUCCGAGAAUGGCCCGAUAUGGAGCGUUGGCUGACGGCCAUGUCGGACCGGUUUACCAUUGAGCAGCCAAGUGAUGUGGUUUCAGACACACGGGGACGUGGCUACACAAUCCCGAUGGCUCCUACUCAUGAUAUAUUGCAGACCUCGGGAGAUCCUCAUUCCGGACAAGUCCCAUAUGCAUGGCAACCCAGGGACAAUAGGGUCAGUUCGGGGAGUUCAUACGAUGCUCAUCAGCCCCACCCUGGGGUGAUAGCUUCGCCGGUAUAUUUUGGGCACCAGGUUGCAGUGGAACCUGAAUCCAGGCCAUCUCCAUGUAGUUCCCGAGACGGAAUAACUGGCGUGGAGGAUGCUGUCGGUGUUUCGGUGGAUGCAGCUGCAUCUGCAAGAGCUGGGGUGGAGACGGGGUUGAGCAAAGCCGAGGAGCUGUCGCACAAUAAUCCGAGACUUUACUUUUAA
Penicillium egyptiacum is the source of this 648-nucleotide messenger RNA. The record is from the annotation of a GenBank genome assembly. NCBI's taxonomy places the organism in Eukaryota, Fungi, Ascomycota, Eurotiomycetes, Eurotiales, Aspergillaceae.